CAGCGCUCAGAUGUGAGACGACGUCGAAUGCAAUCGGAAGUGAUACGCCAGAACGCGCGCGCGAUUUUUUUUGUGUUGCCGGAAAGAUUUUUGCACUACAGAGCAGAAGUUGCAGCCUUGAAGGGUUCCAUCUUUUACGGUUGCCUUGUUCUUCAAUUUGUAAUUAAAUGUCGCGUUAUCGUCGUCGCGAGUAGCGUUUGAGAUUGUGCUUCGUGGGAAAACUAUUGUUCUGAACCUUGUUCUAGUGGUGGAAAGUUGAUUGGGAGGAGAAUGAAAAUGGAAGUGAUGUGCUAAGAGGAAAUGUGUGGAAAUUGAUUGAAAACAGUUCUUAACAGUGAAUGCGAAAAAGGCAGUUUUUAUGUGUUUUACAACUUUGGUGCCGAAAAAUGCUCAAUGCAGCAUUCUUACUUUGAGCGGAGAAAAGUGUUAUAUCAGUGUAUUGGUGCCCAGUGAAUAAAAAAGUGUGUGGGACGUGCAUAACUCGUGCACUUCACCUCUAGACGAACGAUGUACAUCGCGCUUCGUUUCUUUAUUUGUACCUUAACCUGAUUUGCCUCAAUACCGGAACAGAGUAGGCGACGAACGCCGUCAUCAGUCGCUUCCAAGUUUGAAUCGUACAACAAACAGAUCACGAAACUGGCCAUCUGCGUUCCGCGGCCUACUUGGUCAACUUAGUCAGCGUCAGUUUUGGAGUUUACCGGUAUUGUAAACACGGUUUCUUUUCAACAAUUUGCGGAAAAACAAAAAUAUACGCCCGCGUAGGAUGAUGAAGCGGAUGAUGUCAUAAAUUUAAAUUCAAAAAUUUGCUCAACUGCACGGAGUGGUAAACGCAGAACCACCAACAAGGUCCAGUUAAUUAACACACCGAACAAACCGGCGUUGUGUAAAACGAUUGCCUCUAAUUGGAAGCAACAACGUCGCGUAACCAGCAUUCUUCUGCAACAAACGGAGUAUGGAAAUAAUGUUGUCAGUACACAAGAGAAGAAAACAAGAGUAGUUUUCUUCAAAAGAAGUGUACCCAAACUAGAGUGAUUUAUGAACGUUUUUUUGAUAUCCUCAUGUAUUAGUGUAAUUUUAUGGUUCUCUGCUUUGGUAUCGUUUUCGACACUUGAGCCUUCGCUCCGGCAUAUAAAAUACCCAAGCCAAAUACGAUCGUUUUUGUAUGUAGUGGUUGUAAACAAGAAUUCAAUGUUUGUGUAUUCCAUCAAUGUGUAUUCAAAAGGUUUUACACCUUGUUUGUGUGUGAAUCUAAAUCGUUAAAGUAAAAAACAAGAUCCAGAUCAAAGUGGGUUGGAGUCAAAACAAACAAAGUCUGAACAUUUAGACCAUUAUCUCAAUCGUGAGCCGUUAAACCGAUUGCUACGAUUGAAAACAACAAACCCACCGAGGAACUUUGCACAAAACAGUGCAAAAUGGCUGCCGCCUUCAUAAAGGCCCAAUUUAUCACUGUCAUCGGUAUCGUGCUCAUAUCGUUAUUCAACUGUAGGAUGAUUUAAGCAUCACCGGAGAGACUCUGGGAGGAAGAUUGUACAUCCGAAAUAGCAGCAGCGAAAUUUAAUCCAUCGCAUCGUCAGCCGUUUUGUGCGAACACAACUUCCGGACAUUGAGCCAUACACGUUUUAUUACUGUUAGAAAUAAAAACCGAGUCACAAAAGACGCUUGGACGUCAGCUGCGCGGUGUGUUCGCUGGAAGCGACAAACAUAAACAAAAUUGCGACCGAACGCGGGAGGUCCGCGAGGAAAUAAAACACCACCGCCGCCGCAAAAACUCCACCGAAACCCUUUCCGUUCCGCAACCGGUGCAUUGGCAGCCAGCAGCUAUCUGGAAAUAUUAUUCGUUGUCCAAGAUUUGCAAAGCACCCUGGCGCUGCUAAGCUAUGGACGAUGAAAUCCUGAAGACAGUAGAGUCCAUGCUCGGCACCAACAUUCAGGUGGUAGAUUGCGAGAAAACCCAAACAAUCAGAGAAGAGGAAGUGCUACUGAUCAAUGGAGUGCCGGUCACAUUGGAAGGAACCGAUGGUAAUGCCAUCAAAAAAGCGCUCAUCGCCGGAGAAAUUCCAUCCUGUGAAAUGCUCAAUCAGUUGCUCUUCAGAGCCGGCGUACUUCGACAACCCGUACAGUUGGAAACAUCUCUCAGUGUCAAAACUAGCACGGUCACAACUGAAGAUAUAACCAUUGCACGAAAUGGACGGAUACUGGACGAGCGAUCUUGCGAGACCAAGGAAAAUAAUUACUAUACCAGCACGUCCAACGAAAUAUGGGAACCAGUCAGCCGGCUCAAAAAGAAGAAACAGGAUAUCAUUGACACCAGCACGGUGGACAACAUGCUUUCGAAUCAACUUAAAAACGAACUGUACUUAGUGGCAAAUGACUCUUCCUGUGAAAACGUUCCUUCCCACCCCGUUGGGCGUCAAAACUCAAUCUGCACAGAAUCUUCCACGUCGUCAUCAACCGAAUCUAAUUAUUCGUCUUCGCGACCGGUCAGCAACGUUUCAACAACGUCCUAUGAUAACUUUGUCUGCCAGAUGACGCCUUCGCAUCCGCGGACAGCGGCUGAUCUGAGCAAAUCGUCCACCAAAAUCUCGCCACACAAACAAAGUAUUAGCUGUGAUUCCGGAAACGACGAGGUUACGCUCACCUCGGUCUACAGCAGCGGCAUCGGUGGCCACGAGUAUUAUCCCUUCAACGACAUCUCCAAAACCAACACCACCAACUCGAUGCAGACGGAUUCGUCCUUCGGGUGUGAAUUCUCCCCACCUCCAUCAUUCCACGACGAGCCCGACUUUGCCGUCAUUCCGCAGCAUACGACCUCUCCGGUUCCACAGAAGCGACGAAAUCGCACUCUGCUCCGGGCCAGACCUCAGAGGCAUUUGGUGAAAAAUAAUGACGGCAUUGCGAAUAAUACAGAUGAUCCCAGCCUCAAUGAUGACAAUUGUUUGGUCUACAGAGAUGGAAAUCUGAUUUCCGGUACGCUGGAAACACUCAUCAAGCAUAUGGUGCCAACGGACGAGUACUACCCGGACCAGUCAUACCUUUUUGCUUUCCUGCUCAGCGCACGACUGUUCAUCAAACCGCACGAGCUUCUGCAGCAAGCAUGUGAUAUCUGCCAUCAGCAGCAGCAGCUGAACGUUCAUCUCAACAACAAUAACAACACCAUCGCAAAUCAGCAAAAAAUCCAAAGUCUGAGCCGGUUUGCAUGUAAUUUUGUCCAGCUAUUGUCCGAAUGGAUAGAAACAUUCCCUUAUGAUUUCCGUGACGAACGGGUAAUGCAACACGUGCGCACAAUGACGCAAAAGUGCAUCAGCAUUGACGGGAAGCUCCGAACGAGGGUUUCCCCUCUGUUGCAGAAUCUUUUGCAGAGGCUCAAAACACUCGAGAAAUACGAAGAAUUUCUGGAUAAACUCAACCUAGAAACUAGCAAGGAAUGUGAAUUGAAGCACGCUGGACAACAACGAAGCGACUCGCGUAGUAGUAGCAAUAGUUUUCAUCAAUCGACGGAAAAGUCAUCCUCCUCCAUACACCAUCAAACGUCAUCGUCUACGUCAUCAGUCAACAGUAUUUCUUCGAUAAGUUCGACACUUUCAACACCGGAUAUUACAGAUUUAUGUCCUAGUCCAUCAGUAUUAGCGCACCAGUUGACUCAUAUUGAGCUCGAACGAUUGUCCUACAUAGGACCGGAAGAAUUCGUACAAGCAUUUGCCAAAGAAAAUCCAAAUGUCGACACGUCGAUCAAGGACAUGAAGAAGACGCGCAAUCUCGAGUCCUAUGUGCAGUGGUUCAAUCGACUGUCGUACAUUGUGGCCACCGAAAUCUGCAAGCACUCUAAGAAAAAGCAACGUGCCAGAGUAAUUGAGUAUUGGAUCGAAACGGCCCGGGAGUCGUUUAACAUUGGGAACUUCAAUACGUUGAUGGCUAUCAUUGCGGGGCUUAAUUUAUCGCCAAUUUCGCGAUUGAAGAAAACGUGGGCAAAGAUCCAAUCUGCCAAAUUCUCCAUACUGGAGCAUCAAAUGGACCCAACGAGCAAUUUCAGCAGCUACAGAUCGACGCUUAAGGCAGCUAUGUGGCGAUCAGAAGGUGCUACCGACGAGCGGCAGCGAAUUGUCAUUCCAUUCUUCAGUCUACUAGUCAAGGAUUUAUAUUUCCUAAACGAAGGAUGUACAAACAAAUUACCGAACGGCCAUAUCAAUUUUGAAAAAUUCUGGCAGUUAGCCAAACAGGUCAACGAAUUCAUCGGCUGGAAACAGGUCACGUGUCCUUACGAGAAAAACAACAAGAUCGUCAUGUUCCUGCAGACCAACAGUAUUUUGAAUGAGAACACAUUGGCAAUGGCAUCAUUCGAUUGUGAACCACCGGAAAACAGCAGCGAGAAAGAUCGCUACAAAACACUAAAACACGAGCACUUUAAUAACUAAUAAUUUUCGCCAGGUGUCUCUAUUUCAGUUUCGCACAACUUUUACACAUUCUACUGUAGCAAAACUGUUAAUUUCCAACAGAUCUACUUACACAAAAUAUUAUAAAUCUACAUUCAAACAUCCACACACAAAGAGAAUGGAAUCUCAAAUUUGACACUGCAUUUAUUGAUAAAAGAUUUUUAGAUAUUUUAUACAAUACGAGGAAUCUUUUUUGUAGCCAUUAGUAUUCUCCUCUAGAUAGACGAGACAUGUCUUCAUCUGGACAUGCAAUAUCGAUAAAUCGACAUAACAAACAUAACACAAAGCUCUAAACAACAGCCAGAAUAUUAAUUCAGUAAUCAACUGCGGUACGGGGUAGCGUACAUAGCACUAAAACAAAAUAUGAAAAAAAAACUGUGCGAUCAUAACUAUAAUUUUUAGUUUCGUUUCACCCAGUGAAAAUGUGCAGCAAGCUUUCCAAGCGUAUUUCAGAAAUAUGAAGAAAGGCUGAAUGAACUUUAUGUAUGUUGCAGCAGCAAACCAUUGUGAUUAGUUUUGUUUGUUUAUUACAACGCUCGCUAGGCACUUAAGUAUUUAUUUUGUUAUUGUUUUCAAUCAUUUUUUGAAGAUUUUAUUUCACCUUGUUUUAUCCGGUCUGAUGUGAAUUGUAUAGUUUAUUUUUACUGUGUAAGCGUCUCAUCAAUGUUCUCUGUAUAGGUAUAGUUUUAGGUUGAGGAGUAUUAAUUUAGUGUGUAAAAAUACGCGAAAACAGUCUCUAGCAUUGUACGCCAGAUGACACCAACAUGACACAAAUAUAGGUCUCUUUGACAAACAAAAA
This is a messenger RNA of Aedes aegypti (yellow fever mosquito), 5229 nucleotides long. Its product is annotated as ras-GEF domain-containing family member 1B. Gene Ontology annotation, molecular function: guanyl-nucleotide exchange factor activity. The record is from RefSeq and is a predicted model, not a curated record. Gene Ontology annotation, cellular component: plasma membrane. Gene Ontology annotation, biological process: Ras protein signal transduction; positive regulation of GTPase activity. Lineage: Eukaryota; Metazoa; Arthropoda; Insecta; Diptera; Culicidae. The coding region runs from base 1878 to 4412 and encodes 844 amino acids. The transcript is spliced from 7 exons.